AACGAAGGUAAGGUUGUAAGAUUGCCAACAUGGCGGCUACCAGGUUGGAAAUAAACUUCAACAGGUUGUUAAACCGAUGUGAAGCCGUGGCAAGCGAUAAAUCGCUAAAAGAUUGGCGACUCGAAAAGUACAUAGGAGCUUUACAGAAUCAGUUGUCCGAGUUGAAGAAAGCGCAAAGUAAACCUUGUGAUGAAAUUCUUGGUGGUUACACGAAAAAGGUAGAAUUAUUGAAAGGUCUCAUAGAGGCAGAGAAGAUGCCCACUGCCUCUGAGAAGGCCCAUGCUACCGAUCUCCUGUCUGUUCCUCGGACAACAUCAUCAAUAUCAGGAAAGCAGCUGCACAUGCAGGCCAAAGUGAUGUACCAGCAGGAGAUGAGAGAUGAACUCCUGGGGUCAGGACAAACAGAUGAUGAAGAUGUUGGUUUACGUCAGCGACAAACCAAGGACCAGGACAUUGACACUGUACUGCAGCAUCAUCAUCAGAUGCAGGAGAAACUUGCUGAGGAGAUGCUGGUCAUUGCGCAGGGCUUGAAGCAUAAUGUCACUGUGUCUGGCAAGAUUGUUCAGGAUGACAUCAAGAAAGUGACAGAUAGCACAAGACUGGCCGACACCAACCUGGGUAAGCUGAAGACGGAGAGUGAGCGACUACAGGCUCACACCAAGACGUGUUCAUGGUGGAUCUGGGUGAUGCUGGUGGUCGUCAUCAUCACGUUCUGCUGGAUGGUGCUGCUCAUGAGACUCUUCCCCAAAAAGUCAUGAUACGAUCAGGAGUCAGGAUAGAAUCAUGACAGCUUGUAUGGGUCAGCCGCCAGCUUCUUGUUCCUACCUGUGAGAGUGUCCACAAUGCAUCACGCCUUUUAUGAGAUCUAUCAGAUGAGGAUUAAGGAAAUGGUUAUUUUCACCACUGUAUGCAAGGACAAUCAGCCAUUUACAGACGUGAUGAGGUACUCCUAGCCAGACUUCCUCGUGAUCAACCUCAUAUCUUUGCCAAAGGCCAGUGACAAUCAGAGAUGAUUUGUCACAGAGUCCAUUCAGCAAACUACAUAUUUAAUUCAUGUUGUUCAGUGUAACAUAGGGGUGGUGGGGUUGCGUAGUUGUUAAAGUGUUUGCUUAUCUGUGAAGAUCCAGGUUAGAAUUGGUCAUCAUUAAACAAUAAACUAACCAAGCAAGUGUUUGGUCAUUACACUGAAGACCCGGGUUUGAAUCCCAGCAUGGGUUCAAUGUGUGAAGCCCAUUCCCUGUGUCCCUUACCAUGAUAGUGCAUAUUGUUGAAAGCAGCUGUAAAAACAUACUUACUCAUUGAGAGUAUAAUGUGAAAGGUGACAAUCUAAAACUGUGUCUUUUAUGUGAAUAUGUGACUAAUACAUGAACAAUGUGGUGCUACUGCUACUAGUCUUUGUCCAAACAAUACUGUGGCAAUUUCCAUGGCAGUUGUUCUGUAGAGUACUGUUAACUACUUACUUGAAGACAUCAAAGCUGGCAAUGAUGUAUCACCACACACUUCACUCUCAGAGUUGAGAUGGCAUAUUUUUACAAUCAUCUGAAAGGCUUCCAUUAGGCUGGAUUUCUCUAAUUGAAAAAUAAGCACCUUUGUUGACAAACAAGAGAACAGGAGAAAAGUCCCCCAUGCAGAUUAGCAUGUGGCAGUUGUGUGAUGUCAUGUCAUCUUUGCUCUGAACUGUGGAUCUCAGCCUGAAAACCAUAGUGGCUGACUGGGAGUAGUUACUUCACUCAAACAAUAAUGUGAAGAUAUGUAUUGUUUCAUCACUGAUGCAUAGUGUGUGUGUUUUCUUGAUUGUCCCACUAGGUUUCCAUACAUUGGGCCACAGAAUUUCUUGACAAUUGUUCGCUUGUCACGCCAAAGACCUGGGUUGGUGUCCCCCGCCGUUUUAUUGCUGGAAUAUUGCUAAAAGCGGCGUAAAACUAUACUCACUCACUCACUCACUUGACAAUUGUCUGUACACAGCAACUGAUGUUAUUUAUGAUCUGGCCAUGUUUACCUCUUGAUUAUUGAUAUCUGAUGCUUUCAUAUAGAUAAGGAACAGAUCCAGUAAACAUGGGUCAACAUUCAGUGAUAAGUACAUUAAAUGACACAAAGCGCUCUUAGCACAACAUGGGUUGAUAGAAUGUGUUAUGGAUAUAUAUUUGUCUACUUUCGAUAGGGAUAUUAGUAUCUUUCAAUGAUAUACAAGAAAUAUUAUCAGAAUGUUUCAAGAGAAUUUAAUAUAUAAUAACAUAUCUGAUUAUCCCUUGCAAAAGCUGAGCAGUAUAUUGUGAAAUGAGACUGUAUAUAUCGAAAUAUAAGGCAGUGAGGAAAUAAAUUGUAUGAUGUGUACAGAUAAAAUUAAAUUGAUGUAAAUAUACAUCCCAAUGCUUA
Molecule: messenger RNA, 2376 nt
Organism: Haliotis rubra (blacklip abalone)
Lineage: Eukaryota; Metazoa; Mollusca; Gastropoda; Lepetellida; Haliotidae
Product: vesicle transport protein USE1-like
Biological process (GO): retrograde vesicle-mediated transport, Golgi to endoplasmic reticulum
Cellular component (GO): endoplasmic reticulum; SNARE complex
Molecular function (GO): SNAP receptor activity
Source: RefSeq, a predicted model, not a curated record